CAGGUAUAAAGGGGAGCCGGCGGGCAGCGCGCGGCACCGCGCAUCGGCGGCGGCACCGGCGUCCUCCUCCGCGCAGCCCCGCACCGCCGCGCGCAGCCCCGCACCGCCGCGCGCAGCCCCGCGCCGCCGAGAGGAAAUCAUGGUUAUGCUGAAGAUUUCAUCUUUCCUUGCUGUUUAUGCCUUGGUUGUGUGCCAGAUGGACAGCUUCCAGGCAGCCCCAGUCAGACCUGGCUUGGAAUCCAUAACAGAUCGAGUGACGCUCAGUGAUUACGAAGCUCGGAGGUUAUUAAAUGCGCUGGUGAAAGAGUUCAUACAGAUGACAGCAGAAGAGCUGGAGCAAGCCUCUGAGGGGAACAGCAGUGUAACAGCACAGAAGAGGGCAUGCAACACAGCAACCUGUGUGACCCAUCGUCUGGCGGACUUCCUGAGCAGGUCAGGAGGAGUGGGCAAGAACAACUUCGUACCAACCAACGUGGGAUCCAAGGCCUUUGGCAGGCGAAGAAGAAGCGUUCAAAAAUAAAAAGCGGAAUGAUAAUGUGAAUACGAUUGCCAUGACACUGAAAAUUCAACUUCAAUUUCUAACAAAAGCAACUCUUCUCCAUAAAUAAAGACAGCCAAAAAGAAGCUUAAUUUUGCAUCCUAAUAUUGAAAAUGUUAUUUAAUACAAAUGAAAACACUUCUGUGAUGUAUAGUACGAGAGAAUCUAGUUAUUAAAGUUAAAUUAUUGUAUAUUCUUUUUAUAUGCAACUCUAUUUCAAAUAAAAUGUGACAGCAUCUAUUAUUUAUUUAUCUUCCAGCUUAUGUGAUCCAUGCUACUUAUCCUGGCACUGCUGCCACAACUCGGGGAUUAUACUAAACUGCUGCCUGGCAAGGCAUAUGUGUAUUAUAUGGUGUGCUGUGCCUUGAUGUAAAACACUUAACUAACCUGAUUGUACAGUAUGUUUAAAAAAAAAACCCAAACCACACUUCAAUAUUGUAUCAUUUGUGAAUUUAUGCAAAAUUAAAAAAAGUAUUUUAGAUACA
Molecule: messenger RNA, 1023 nt
Organism: Phalacrocorax carbo (great cormorant)
Lineage: Eukaryota; Metazoa; Chordata; Aves; Suliformes; Phalacrocoracidae
Source: RefSeq, a predicted model, not a curated record